Molecule: messenger RNA, 2205 nt
Organism: Suncus etruscus (white-toothed pygmy shrew)
Lineage: Eukaryota; Metazoa; Chordata; Mammalia; Eulipotyphla; Soricidae
Product: MLV-related proviral Env polyprotein-like
Exons: 2
Coding region: 1-2205 (734 amino acids)
Source: RefSeq, a predicted model, not a curated record
AUGUGCGCACUGGAGCGUGGCUCGGCCCGCAUCCUGUUCUUGUUUGGGGCAAAGGCCAUGCCUGCGUCCACAACCCAGACACUGAUGAAACCAGAUGGCUCCCUGAGCGCCUGGUCAAGCCGUUCAUCCCACCCAGGGACCCGGCCCCUGAGGUUCUCUCCUCUGCUUCUCUUUCAGGUGAUCCAAGCUCUCUUCACCAUAAUGGCCCGGGCCCAGCAUCUACUGCUCCUGCAUCUUCUCACCUGGACCCCACUGCUCCUGCUUUCAUUCCUUCCACUGACGCUCUGCGCCCGCAGCCCCCGUAGAGCCUCACCCUAUGUCCUCUACAACUACACCUGGCUUGUCAUCAUCGAGGCGGGUGAUGUUGCCAAUGCCACCAGCUCCAUAUCAACCGAACCCCCCUGGUCACCGCUCCAGUCACCUUCGGGUGCGGGAACCCCUUGGCCCGCACUAACCUCCGUUUCGAAACUCUUUAUGUCUGCCCUGGCGGUCACCGCGACCGUUCUCUUGCCUCCAAAUGCGGUGAUGCCUCCCACUAUUUUUGCAAAUCCUGGGGCUGCGAAACCUCCGGAGACGGCUCUUGGCACCCCUUCCUCCUCCUGGGAUUUCAUCUCUGUCCGCAAGGCGGCCACCACUUCUUCUUGUCACUCUCAAACCUGGUGUGAUCCCCUCACCAUCUCCUUCACCGCUGCUAGCCGCGACAAAUCUAAAUGGACACACCCAAACCGCUGGGGCCUCCGCCUGUACACCACCGGAGCUGAUCCUGGCCUACUGUUCACCAUCCAACUCCUUAUCUCCUUGCCUCGCCCCCGCCAACCCUUCUCCUUAGGCCCCAAUGUCCUACAAGCACCCCGCCCCUACGUCACCCCGCCUCACCCCCCAACCCCCUGGCCAUCCCUUUCCCAUAUCCCUUCACGCGCCCCCGCCCUUUUUCUCACCCCCACUGGUUACCCCUCGCUGCAACUCACUGUUCCCCCCAGUGCCCCCUCUGAUGCAUCGCGCCUCCUGGACCUUAUGAAUGCCUCUGCCAUGGCCAUCACCGUUCCUGCUUAUAAAGCGUGCUGGAUCUGCUUUUCUCCUGCCCCUCCGUUUUAUGAAGGAGUCGCAGUCCUGGACACCCCCCUACCCACUUCUGACCCCAACUCCCUCCCCUGGGGCAUAGACAACGACCACGCCAUCACGGUCAGUCAAGUUGUGGGCUUUGGCCUCUGCCUCCGCCCCAAUCAUACUCGUUUGCCCCCGCAACUUGACUCCACUUGCAACUCCACACUGGUUCUUCCGGGACGAUUCCGUGACCCAUUCCUCCUUGCCCCCAACGGCACUUAUUUCGCCUGUGUCUCAGGUCUCUCUCCUCAUAUUAUUAUUGAUGCCUUUGUCGCCACUCAUGAUUAUUGUGUUCUUAUCCUCCUUCUUCCCCGCCUCUCCGUCCACCACACCGAGGACCUGUUAAUGUCUCGCCUGUCCGGCCCUGGCUACCGCCGCUCUAAACGCGAGCCCAUCACUACCAUCACUGUAGGUGUCCUCCUGGCCCAGGGCGCCUCGGGCGCCGGCACGGGCAUCGCUUCCCUCGUUGAAACCCACGACCAAUACCGCCACCUAGCGGUUCUUCAACGCAAGGUCGACUCUGAUAUUGCUGAACUCAAACAAGGACUUAAACACCUUACUAAUACCAUUUCUCUUGCAGAAAUGGUCCUCCAAAACCGCCGCGGCCUUAAUCUUGCCUUUUUAAAGGAGGGGGGUCUUUGCACCGCUUUAAAAGAAGAAUGCUGUGUAUUUAAGGACGAAACAGGACUUAUUAGGGACAGCAUCAAACGCGUUGAGAAUAGUCUAGAGGAAAGACGUAGAGAAAUUGAUCAGAGCGAGAGCUGGUAUGGGAAUUGGUUCUCGACAACACCAUGGUUGUCUACACUACUCCCAGCUUUUCUGGGACCCUUUAUUGGCUUUCUCUUGCUGAUCUCCUUUGGCCCUUGGGCAUUCAGAAGACUUACAUCCUUCGUCAAAAGCCAAAUCGACGACGCCACCAAAAAUAAUCCUCACAUUCUCUACCAAAGACUCAGCACCUCUGAAGACACCCCCGCACCAAAGGCACCAACUACGGCAGCCAAACCUCCACUGCAGUUCGAAAUCCUCGAGCAGCUGGCAAACAGACCUCCAUGUGUUUGUUCGUGGCUCACAAGACUAUGGAGGCGCUGCAAACCUUGCUAA